Helianthus annuus (common sunflower) is the source of this 1101-nucleotide messenger RNA. RefSeq lists its product as uncharacterized. The transcript has 9 exons. Bases 1 to 1101 code for a protein of 366 amino acids. The record is from RefSeq and is a predicted model, not a curated record. Lineage: Eukaryota; Viridiplantae; Streptophyta; Magnoliopsida; Asterales; Asteraceae.
AUGGUUUGGGGAGACCACCCACCUUACAAAGAUUCAGUUAGGAUUGUUGAUGGUGACAAUAUAUGGUUUGUAAGAGUAAAAAAAACUGAUGUUGGCCCAGUUCUUGCUGAUGGAUUCACCAAAUUGGUUAGGGGUACUUCUGUUAGAAAAGAUGACUAUCUUAUGUUUCAGACUUAUGGACCAACCUCAUUUUUUUUAAUGGUCUUUAAAUCAUGUGUUCAUAAAAACAUGUUCAUAUCCAAGUUCAACCCUCACAAAGAUGUUAUUGUAAUGGCAGAUGAGUAUUGGAAGCAAUUUUAUGGAAAGACGUUCAAAGGUGGUCAAUCAACUCUGUAUUUAGGAGAUAGGUUUUGGAACGUUAACAUGGACGGCUUAAGUGACAGAUGUGUUUUUAGUCAUGGAUGUUCGGAGAUGAUAAACGAACUUGCCUUAGACAGGAGAUCUACCUUUGUUUUCUCAAUGCAUGGAAAUAAAGUCUUCGAGCUUUCAGUAUUUAAUCAUCAAACCGGUACUCAAAUUCAGAACAACAGGGUUGAGUUAGUAGUUUUGGACGACCCAAUCUAUCUUGACGAUUGUCAUGAAUUUGCUUUCGAGGUCGCACAUAAAGAGGAGUGUAUUGAUGCUGGAACUGUCAUUGAAGAAGAUGUUGUUGUGGAAAGUGAACAUGUAAAAGCUCAUUUGGCAAGUUUUGAAGAUAUGUUCAAUGAUCAAGAUGAUGCCAAGUUUGAUACCUUUUUCUCAUCUCUACUUGAAAUGGAAGACCUUAAGAAGAAGUUCAAAGAGAAUUGGGAUUCAAAAACUGAAGGCAAAGGCAAAUCAAGUGUUGUUUGUGAUGUAGAUUCAAAUAUGAAGGAUGACCCGAAGGCGAAAAGUGUUGUUAAUGUUAAUGAAGAUAUAUCUUUAAAGGACAAAAACAUGAGUGACAUGGAUCUCGACAGCUUUUUGAUACCGAAAGAUGUUAUGGUGAAUGAACCGGUUCUGUGCUCCACAGUUGUUUCUGAUUUCAAAGAGAAUUCGGUUUCAAAAACUGAAGGCAAGGGCAAAUCAAGUGUUGAUUGUGAUGUAGAUUCAACUAUGAAGUUAUUGUUUUACGAAUGUUAA